Molecule: messenger RNA, 3106 nt
Organism: Drosophila virilis
Lineage: Eukaryota; Metazoa; Arthropoda; Insecta; Diptera; Drosophilidae
Source: RefSeq, a predicted model, not a curated record
AUAUACAUAUAUAUUUGAAAGAGCAUUGAGCACAAUAUCGGAAGAGUUGUAAGAGCCAACAGCAAGAAGCUAAAUCAUCCAUUGCGGUUCCAAUGUAGCCCCUCAUGGUUAAUUAACACGAGCCCGUUGUGUGACUAUAUAACAGUUUCGUGUUAAAACAAAAAGUGUACAAAAAGUUGGCGUUUUUUUUGUUUAGCAAAAACAUAAUAAAUUAUUUUGCAUCAAUCACGAUCCAUCGUACAAAUUUCUAAUUAACAACAGCGCAAACUUUGCGUGAAUCACCAGCCAUACAAAUUUUCCGUACUUCAAAUGGGUUGACUUUGGACACAUAAGCUUCCUGGACCCGGGAAACAAAAGGGAUACACUUUGAACCUCUGUAAAUUCGUGCCACAGACACAUUUAGCUGGAGCUGCCACUGGACACAGCGGCGCGCUGGCAUUAAACCGAAACCAAGCCAACCACAAUAGCAACCACUUGCACCACCGAUUGAUCUGAACAAAUUUUCUGAUAGUCUUUUUCAUUGGGAACCAAUUGAUCCACUGCCCAAGAGCAGCGUCCACACCGAUGAACCAAACGGUCGUUUCGCUUGACAGCGCGGCCACCGUGAACCACAGCAGCAGCAGCAGCAGCAGCAGGAGCAGCAGGAGCAGCAGCAGACAGGAUCUGCAUCCUGGCCAAGUGAUUGCCAUCAAACUGGGCCACUCCUACGCGGCACGCGCCGAUCUCAACUAUUGCCGAGGCGAGUGAAAAGAGUGCACUUAAGCCAAAGCCAAAGCCAAAGCCGUGUGAAGUGUAGUUAACCAAUUCCCAAUCCAAGUCGAAAGCGGCCUCAAGACGGACGGAACCAUGCUGAAAGUCGUCGGCGCAUCAUGGCAGAAAACGCGUAUAGGGACGUAUAUACUGAUCGGAGCCGGUUUGCUGGUGAUCGGUGCGUUCUUUGUCGGCUAUAUGGAUCGGCCCGAAUACGAUGGCACCUACUGUGCCACCGCGUUCUGGACCAAGAAGGUGGGCUUUCAGAUUGAGAACUGGAAACAGCAAAACGAUUUGGUUAACAUACCCAAGGGCGUGGCUAGAAUAUGCUACAAGGACUCCGUCUAUGAGAAUGGCUGGGCACAAAUUGAGGUGGAGACGCAGCGCAGCUAUCCGGACUGGGUGCAGGCCUAUGCCGCUGGCAUACUGGAGGGUUCGCUCACCUGGAAGAACAUCUACAAUCAGUGGGCCAACACCAUCUCCUCCUCCUGCGAUCGGGAUGAGAGCUCGCAGAAGUUCUGCGAAUGGCUGCGCAAUCUGCUGACCCGCAACUAUGAACAGCUGAAGGAGCAGGCGGCGGCCAUGGCCGAGCACGAUCAUUACUGGCAUCAAUUGCAUCUGAUACUCAAUCAGCUGGAGGGCAUGGAGACGGGCUAUAUACGUGGCGCGACGCGUGCACGCUCCGACUUGGAGGAGGAAAUACCGCUAUCCGAUUUUCUGCUGAUGAAUGCGGCUGCCGAUAUCCAGGAUCUGAAGAUCUACUAUGAGAACUAUGUGCUGCCCAAUGGCACCGCCGAGGCGGGCGCGGCCGGCAGCAAGAACUUCUUUCUGCCCAGCGCCUCGAUGCUGACGCGGCUGCUGCGCGAUGAACAGGCGCCGCAGCAGUCGCUGCAGCUGCUCUUUGGCCACAGCACCGCCGGCAGCUAUUCGUCCAUGUUGCGCAUCCAGAAGCGUUACAAGUUCCAUUACCAUUUCUCGCCCGAUACGCGCAGCAAUACGGUGCCCGGCGCGGACAUUACCUUCACGGGCUAUCCGGGCAUCAUUGGCUCCACGGAUGACUUCUAUGUGGUCAAGGGACGCCAGGUGCAGUCCAUUGUGGGCGGCGUGUGCAUCAAGAACGAGAACCUGGCGCUGUGGGAAAAGGUGGACGUUAAGAACAUGGUGCCGCUUGUUGCCCGCGUCAUGGCCGCCAAUCGCAUUGCCCAGAAUCGACGCACCUGGGCACGGGCCAUGUCCCGUCAUCCGUUUACGGGCGCCAAGCAGUGGAUAAGCGUGGACCUGAAUAAGCUGGGCGCACAGGAUAAUCUCUACAAUACGCUGGAUGCGGAUGAGAAGCACGACGAUGCGCCCGUGCCGCUCAACGAGAAGGAUAAUGCCGCCAUCAGCGAACGUCAUGAUCAGCUGAAGAACAUGGUCUGGAUUGUGGAACAGCUGCCGGGACUGGUGCACAGCAAGGAUGUGACGGAGAACUUUCUGUUGGCCGGCAACUCCACCUGGCUGGCCAAUGGCGUGCCCUAUUUCGAUGUCAUACUAAAUGCCAGCCGCAUCUCGCGCGACAACUACAGCGAGGAUCAGGAUCUGACGCCCGCCGAGGAGGCGGAACUGACCAAUCUGGAGGCGGUGGACAAGUAUUUGCGCAAGCGCGGCUUUCGCGGCGAUCUGCUGGGCGAUGAGUCCAUUGCCUAUGGCAACAUUGACCUCAAGCUCUUCUCCUACAAUGCGCGUCUGGGCAUGAGCGACUACCAUGCCUUUGCCGGACCCAUCUUUCUGCGGCUGCAGCAUGCGCAGGCACGCUCCUCGCUGGAGGAGCCGCAGCUGGAUCAGGCGGAUCAGGCAGCGCCCGCUGCCAUCGGCGAUGAGCGGCUCAGCGUGACCAUCGAUGAUGCACAUACUCUGGCCGAGCUGGAGCUGAUUACGGAGCGGCGUCCCGUGCGUAAUGAUAUGCGUGCGAUAGCCAUGCGAAAGAUUGGCAGCGGUCCCUUCAAAUGGUCGGCGAUGAGCGUGCUCGAUGAUGGCAAUCACGAGGGUCAUCCGGAUGAGUGGAAUUUCGACAAGGUGUCGCCCAGAUGGGCGUGGUAAGCGUCCCAAUUGUUCUCUGUUAUGUUCCCCAUCGAAUUUCGCCAGCGACAACAGCAACUGAGAAGCAAUAAUUGUCACUAGAUUCGUAACUUUAGUAUCGUCUUUUCUGUGUGUUCCUAGCUGAUAAAUUGUCGUACGUAGAUAUCAAUUGUGUUGCGUCCAUAGUCAUAAAUCGUAGUCGUGCCCGUAACAUAUCAAUGUUCAAUUAUUGUCUUCCAGUUGAUAUAUUGUUUCGUUUUAUUUUUUUUUUUUUUGUUUUAAAUUGUAAAAUCUAUAG